Molecule: messenger RNA, 952 nt
Organism: Teleopsis dalmanni
Lineage: Eukaryota; Metazoa; Arthropoda; Insecta; Diptera; Diopsidae
Product: trypsin delta-like
Exons: 1
Coding region: 78-830 (250 amino acids)
Biological process (GO): proteolysis
Molecular function (GO): serine-type endopeptidase activity
Source: RefSeq, a predicted model, not a curated record
CUUAAAUAUAUUACAAUAUUUUAUACCAUAUAAAUAGUGAAGAAACUGCAGUAAGAAUUCAUUUACUAAAAUCGACAAUGAUCAAGUUAGUAAUUUUGUUAUCAAUAUUUUCGUAUGUGCGUUCGAGUUUAUUGUUUCCUAAACCAGAAGGACGCAUUGUGGGUGGAUUACCUGCAGAUAUUCUGAAUUAUCCAUGGCAAAUAUCAUUACAAUAUAUGGAGUCACAUUUGUGUGGUGGUUCUAUAUUUAAUGACAAAAUAAUUGUCACUGCUGCGCAUUGUUUAAAAAAUAUGACUGUCUCCGCAUUGCAAAUAAGAGCUGGUUCAUCUUUCUGGAAUAAAGAUGGUGUGGUCGUUAAAGUAGCUAAAUUUAAGAUUCAUGAAAAUUAUAGCUCAGAAAAUUACCGUAAUGAUGUUGGCGUAAUACUUUUAAUAUCUCCAUUACCAUUGGGUAGUAAUAUUCAACCUAUACCAUUAACCACUACUGAACCAGCAGGUGGUACUCCUGCAGUUGUUACUGGAUGGGGAGUUAUGGAACAGGGAUCUUCUUCGCUUCCACCACAGUUACAAUAUGUUAAUUUAAAUAUUGUUAAUCGUUUAAUAUGUGAGGUUCAAUACAAACUAUUUCCAAUUGAACCAAGCAUGAUUUGUGCCGGAGCCAAAGGUAAAGAUUCAUGCCAAGGCGAUUCUGGAGGUCCUUUAGUUGUUAACGGUGAAUUAGUUGGAAUUGUAUCUUGGGGUAAAGGCUGUGCCAAUCCAGAUUAUUCAGGAGUUUAUGCUAACGUGUUUGAGUUGCGUAAGUGGAUAACUGAAAAUGCAGAAACUAUAUAAGUUAUUUUAUAUAAUAAUUAACUUAUAACAAGAUUACCUUGUAUCUUACUUGAAUAAACCAACCUAGUUGUUGAGCCAAUAUUGUCCCAAAGUGGAAUGUACUAUAAAAUAUUAUUUGUGAA